Messenger RNA from Populus euphratica (Euphrates poplar), 1566 nucleotides. RefSeq lists its product as uncharacterized. NCBI's taxonomy places the organism in Eukaryota, Viridiplantae, Streptophyta, Magnoliopsida, Malpighiales, Salicaceae. The record is from RefSeq and is a predicted model, not a curated record. The transcript has 3 exons. Bases 325 to 1029 code for a protein of 234 amino acids.
AUUUUAGUGAAAACAGCCGAACCAUAUAUGCAUACAUAUCCAUUUUUUUGCCUUUAAGUACAGCAACGCACACGAAGACAUUGCGAGGAAAGGAAACAAACCCUUUUUACCUUCUCUCUCUCUCUCCAAACCUUGUUUUUCACUCUUCUAUUCCAUAUUUCCACCCACCACCACUCUUAAAAGGUAACUCCUCUCUCUUUCGAGGUGGUGUUGUGGUGGUGGUGGUAGAGGAAAUCAAUAAGAGAGCGAGAGGAAGAGGAAGAGCUAGCUAAGCUUGGUUAUUAUAACACCCCCCCGCCCUCUGCCCUCUCCCAGUAAAAUUCGAUGAAAACCUCCACGAGAUUUCAAGAAACCAAAAACCCAUCUCCGAUAAACUCUCCUCGUAGCAAUGGAAGCAACAAUGGGGUCCAGAUUCACGCCCCACCACUCACUCCAAUACCCAUCUCCAGAUCUGACACUAACCCUUACCCAACAACCUUUGUCCAAGCAGACACUUCUACUUUCAAACAAGUUGUCCAAAUGCUCACUGGCUCAACAGAAACAGCAAAGCAGGCCUCCUCAAAAACAACCCAAGAUCCGCCAACAACACCAACUCAAACUUCAAGGGGCUACAACAUCCCUCCUAUCAAGAACAUGCCCAAGAGACAACAAAACAGCUUUAAACUUUAUGAAAGAAGAAACAACAGCUUCAAGAACAGUCUCAUGAUCAACACUUUAUUGCCUAGUUUUGCAAAUACCUGUAACUCUUCAUCGGUUACCGGGUUUUCACCAAGAAACAAACCGGAGAUCUUGUCCCCAAGCUUGCUUGACUUCCCUAGACUUACACUUAGCCCUGUGACUCCACUAAAUGAAGACCCUUUUAACAAGAGCUCACCUUCUUUAGGGAAUUCAUCAGAAGAGGAGAGAGCGAUAGCAGAGAAAGGUUUUUACUUGCAUCCCUCACCUAUAUCUACUCCAAGAGACUCAGAGCCUCAGUUGUUGUCACUUUUUCCUGUAACCUCGCCAAGAGUUUCAGGCUCUUCUUCUUGAAUAUUAUUCAAGUCAAAAGGAUUGACGAUGGUUUAUGGAUUGUUUUGAGGGAGAGUUUCUUUGGUGGUUUUUCUGAUAAUUGGGGACUAUAUAUUACCAUUAGGAGCUGACCACUGCAUAACAAUGUUAGUGGCCAUUUACUGCAUUUGAUGUCAAAGGAAAUUUUCAAAAAAAUAUAAUCAGCUUGGGUGGAGAUUAGUGGUAGUAUGUUUUACAACUUUUGAUAAGUAAUGCUUUCGUCCUAUUAAAUUAAUCAGGUCAAAUUUCCAAUUUGGAGUGUUAAUUAAGUUAUCUGAGGAAGGUAUUCUCGUCCUAAAAUGGCCCACAAACUCGAAGUUCUUACAAGUUCACUGCAUGCAGUUUUUAUGAACAUCUAUACCAUUGACAUGAGAAGAAAAAAACCAAUACAAGGGAGAGAUUACAUAGUAGAAAAGCAAUUUAUGCCGAGAGAAAGUGUGGGAUCAGAAUCGGAACAGUUCAAUAGCUCAUAUUAUUAUUUACCAUUAAUGUCAUAAAUAAUUUUACUGGUUUCUUGUU